Molecule: messenger RNA, 1607 nt
Organism: Durio zibethinus
Lineage: Eukaryota; Viridiplantae; Streptophyta; Magnoliopsida; Malvales; Malvaceae
Source: RefSeq, a predicted model, not a curated record
UUUCCGGUCAAUCAUUAGACUACAAUUACUUCCUCUCCUCCAUUCCUCAUUCAAAGCUCAUGACCUGAACUUCGGUUCGAAGUGGAUCUUUGAACCAUGUACUAGGUACCCUCCAUAGUUUUGAGCUCACAUGAUAAAAGGUCAUUGGCUGAGUGGCUAAUUUCAUAAAUUUGAACAAUGAGGCCCAGAUGCAUUACACCACUAAAAUGGCCCAUUUGAUGGCUUCAAUAGCCGCAAUUAAUGCUAAGAUGAAAAAUACCUUUCACUACUGAAGUCAAGGUUUGGAGAUGGAGUGAAAUUGCAACGAUUUUCAAUCCUUACACCCCAUAUAUAAGGCCGAAGAACUUGCAAGGGUAAAUAUCAACCUCAAAUUUCUGAUCCUCUCUCUCUAGCAACGCGUGUGUUUUUGUCUGCGGCUGUUUUUUCCUCUUUCAGCUUUUAAUGGCUUCUGCAGUUAAACCCAUAUUCAUCUUUCUUGCGUACAUCUCAUUCCAUCUCUCCCUGAUAGCAUCAAAAACGAAGGACACAACUCCAGCAGUAUGGCCUCUCCAAUUCCAUUCAAUUCUCUUCAUGAACAACAGCGGUACCCUCCAGAAAGUAGACCUUUGGUACGACUGGCCCAACGGCCGCAAUUUCAACAUUAUCCAGAACCAGCUGGGCAAGCUCACUUAUGACCUGGAAUGGGACAACGGCACCUCCUAUAUCUACACUCUGGACUCCAACAAAGAGUGCAGAGUCUUGCAUUUUGAUGUGGGUAUUCUCCGCCCGAAUUGGCUGGAUGGAGCCAAUUAUUUAGGCCAACAAGAAAAAGAUGGCUUCCUAUGCAAUGUGUGGGAGAAGGUCGACUUCAUCUGGUACUUUGAAGAUGUCAUCACUAAGAGACCAGUUUUCUGGGCCUUCUACACAGGGUACACAGCUCAUGUGAUGACAUUUGAAGUGGGAGCCAUUCUAGAGGAUUCGCAGUGGCAGGCGCCUGUUUACUGUUUCAAUGAAGGUGAAGAGAAGAGAAAAAAAGAAGCUGUGAUUGAAUCUUUGGGAUGGAGUGAUAAUCACCAGGGGAACCUGAUGAGAGGGAUUUCCAGUGUCUCUAUGACACUCUGAUUUUUGUUCCCAAGUAGUACCAUCUUGCUAUAACAGUGUGUCUAGUUUCGUUAUAAGAAUGUCUUCUUCUUGGUUACAUUUAUCCACAGCAAACUUCAACGAAGAUUUAUAUUAAACUUACAUAUUUAUAAUGAUCUGUCAGCCAAAAAUUAGUGACAACGGAAAUCAAAUAUAAAUCUUAAUCCUUAAUAACUGAGCAACCCCGUUGGCACAAAAUCUAUCUUAUCAGUUUUCGCCAUUGAUUGUCAUUCUCCUUUAGAAAUUGAUUUGGAACUUGGGUCUUUGCCAUGUUGGCUCUCCCAACAGGACAAUUAUGUGAAAACAAUGCAGCCUAAUAAUCGAGUAAAGAGGGCACUUUUCUCUCUCUCUCUUUUUUUUUUUUUUUUGUUCUUUUUCUUUGAAAGAGGAAACCCCUGGCUGUGAUAGGAAAUGGAUACCAAAGUUUUCCUUUAACAAAUAAGGGAAUUUAGUAAUUUUAAAUUUUACUACCCUUAAAAUCAAGAAAA